This is a messenger RNA of Nicotiana tabacum (common tobacco), 813 nucleotides long. Lineage: Eukaryota; Viridiplantae; Streptophyta; Magnoliopsida; Solanales; Solanaceae. The record is from RefSeq and is a predicted model, not a curated record.
AUGCCCCUCGAGAGGUUCUGCGGUCGCACAACUCCAUGUGCUAUCUGUAGAUUUCUUCAGCUUGCAGGAAUUAAUAGCCCAGUUCUGCGACCGCACAUUGCUGAAAGUCCUGUUGGGUUUUUCUUCUUGGUUUGCGGCCAUAGAUGGAAUUCCGCGGUCCACAAUUUCUUCCACGGCCGCAGAAUUCCUUCUGCAGACCACAUAUUUGACACGGUGCGGAACGGUCGUGCCAAACAUGUUACUGUUGGAGAUGAUGGGGUUUUGCGGAUGCAGGGUGGGAUUUGUAUGCCCAACAUGGAUGGGCUUCAUAUUCUUCACCGUGCUAAUCUUCUGUGUUCAAAACCUGUUUCCACUCCCAUUUCUCCUAAAAACUCAUUACAUACUACUGAUUCUCCUCCUUUUUCUGAUCCUACACUUUAUCGUAGUCUUGUUGGUGGACUUCAAUACUUAAAAUUUACUUGUCCUGAUAUUGCUUUUGCGGUCAAUCAAGUUUCCCAGUUCAUGCACCCACCGUUGGUUGCUCACUACACUGUUGUAAAACAUAUAUUACGGUAUUUAAAUAACUCCCUAUCUCAUGGGUUAUUUAUCAGUGGUGGAUCUGUUGACCAUCUUGAAUGCUAUAGUGAUGCAAAUUGGGCAGGUUGUCCAUCAACUCGAUGUUCUACCUCAGCAUUCUGUCUUUUUCUUGGGCCUAAUCUUGUUUCUCGGUCAUCUAAGAAACAAAAUGUUGUUUCUCGAUCCAGUGCUGAAGCUGAGUAUCGCUCAGUUGCUCAUGUUGCUGCUGAAGUUACUUGGAUGUGUUCGCUUCUUUGA